Mesocestoides corti is the source of this 423-nucleotide messenger RNA. NCBI's taxonomy places the organism in Eukaryota, Metazoa, Platyhelminthes, Cestoda, Cyclophyllidea, Mesocestoididae. The record is from the annotation of a GenBank genome assembly.
AUGCUUAAAUUGGUGGUGACUUUCAACGUGUCGACACUGCAUCAUCUCAGUUGUUGCCCUCCACUCACCGCGCCGCUGUGGCACUCGGCCAUUGCCGUGAGAUCCUCACAGCAGCUUCGUUCGCCUCUCGGUGACAAUCAGUCGUUUGCCUUAAUCGAGUGCAGCACAAACAAUCCACGAAUUCUGUUGCAACAAAUGAUUCGUCGUGGUCUUUUCACUGGAAGUAUCAGACCGAGGAAGGAAACCACCACGCGACUAUUCAUGCGACAAUUCGUCCACUUUCUUUGCCAUUCAGCUUCUCUCUGCUUACCAUUGACCGCAGAACUCUGCACUAAAACAACCGACAGGCAUUUUCACCUGAUCGCGACUGGGGCUUGUGAGUGUGCUCUUCAACAACUGCGUCUAGCGUUGUAUAAGCAGUAA